AGAUAAAAUUCUUUUUUUUUUAAUUAAAAAAAUUAAUAAAUAAGGAGGAAGGAAAGGGAAGGAAAGGGAAGGAGAGGAGAGAAAGAGGAGACCAGCAAAGUGUGGGUCAGAAUUCAGAAACAGGUACAUGCUGUGAAGAGGAGGCAAUUGCAUGUGCCCACAUGGCCUAUUGCAGCUGCAGAGAUUAACAACACUCUCCCUAAAUUCACAAUUAACCAAUCUUCCCUUUCUUUUACCUUCCUCUGCAUCUUCAUCUUCGACUUUUCUGCUCUGAAUACUGAAAAUUAGCAUCGUCAAUCACUCUCUUUCUACACUAGGAUAUAGCUUUUUUGCAAUAAUGAAGGAAAACAGUGAUGGGUUUGUCAGGGCGGAUCAGAUUGAUCUCAAAAGUCUUGAUGAGCAACUCGAGAGGCAUCUCAAUAAGGUGAGGACCAUGGAUAAGAGCAAGAGACCUGAUGAUGCUCAUCUCCCUCUAGUGGCUUCUGCUGCCGCUGACUCCACCAAGACUAGUAUACCUACCUUCAAAAAGGACAGGCAGGAAUGGGAGAUCGACCCUUCUAAGCUCAUCAUCAAGACUGUCAUUGCACGGGGUACCUUCGGCACCGUUCACCGUGGCAUCUACGAUGGCCAGGAUGUUGCCGUUAAGCUGCUUGACUGGGGGGAAGAGGGCCAUCGAACAGAAGCUGAGAUUGCCUCACUGAGGGCAGCUUUUUCCCAAGAAGUUGCUGUUUGGCAUAAACUUGAUCAUCUUAAUGUCACUAAGUUUAUAGGGGCAACAAUGGGCUCAGCAGAGCUGCAGAUACAAACUGAAAAUGGUCAAAUUGGCAUGCCAAGUAAUAUAUGUUGUGUUGUUGUGGAAUAUCUACCUGGAGGUGCUUUAAAAUCUUACCUUAUAAAGAACCGGCGGAGGAAGCUAGCCUUCAAAGUCGUUGUGGAGUUGGCACUUGAUCUUGCCAGAGGGUUAAGUUAUCUUCACUCCGAGAAGAUUGUUCACAGAGAUGUAAAGACAGAAAACAUGUUAUUGGACAAGACGCGCACUGUAAAAAUUGCUGAUUUUGGAGUUGCUCGUGUUGAGGCAUCUAAUCCUAAUGAUAUGACUGGGGAGACAGGAACACUAGGCUACAUGGCUCCUGAGGUUCUCAAUGGCAAUCCAUAUAAUAGGAAGUGUGAUGUGUACAGUUUUGGCAUUUGUUUAUGGGAGAUAUAUUGCUGUGACAUGCCAUAUCCCGACCUUAGUUUCUCAGAAGUGACUUCAGCAGUUGUCCGUCAGAAUUUGAGACCAGAGGUACCAAGGUGUUGCCCAAGCUCUCUAGCGAAUGUAAUGAAGAGGUGCUGGGAUGCUAACCCAGACAAGCGCCCUGAAAUGGAUGAGGUUGUCUCCAUGUUGGAAGCCAUUGACAUAUCAAAAGGUGGGGGUAUGAUCCCUCUUGAUCAACAAGGUGGUUGUCUCUGCUUCCGCAGGUAUCGUGGACCUUAAAUCUUCCUCUGGGCAGCCAAAAUGACUAGAUUGUGAUUAUUCUGAGCUAUGGUGGUCAAAUUUAUAAUCAACGGUAAAGGAGAUUUGGGAUAUAAAAUGAUAAAAGAGUGGAGGGUGACGGAUAUAGGAUAGGAGUUGUAUCACAUUUCUGUUUAUUGGAUGAUGUAAAUCUGUUGUUUUGUUGCUCUAUUUUUUCAAUAUUUUUUUGGGUUGCUUGAGAUGUGUAUUUAUUUGGAUUGCUGCCUGCCAGUCUCGGCAACUGGUACCACCACGUCAGAUCUAAGGUCACCCUUUCUAUAUGCUAUAAGUGGAUAUUGCUGGUAAUAUUAUUAAAGUAAUUAAUAACACGACCAUAUUUGGCUUGGCA
Messenger RNA from Manihot esculenta (cassava), 1844 nucleotides. Its product is annotated as serine/threonine-protein kinase STY13. The coding region runs from base 338 to 1477 and encodes 379 amino acids. The transcript has 6 exons. NCBI's taxonomy places the organism in Eukaryota, Viridiplantae, Streptophyta, Magnoliopsida, Malpighiales, Euphorbiaceae. The record is from RefSeq and is a predicted model, not a curated record. Gene Ontology annotation, molecular function: protein kinase activity; ATP binding. Gene Ontology annotation, biological process: protein phosphorylation. Gene Ontology annotation, cellular component: plasma membrane.